AUGCGCGUGUCGGGGCUGGCGCUGUGCGUGACUCUGUUCCUGGCUGUGGGGCCGCCGGUGCUCGGUGAUCCGGAGCCCGUCCCGGAGCCCGUCCCGGGGCCGGAGGAGGGGGACCGGCCGUGCUCCAGCUGCGAGGCUCGGCAGCACAUCCGGACACUGCGGCUCAACGCGAUCAAGACGCAGAUCCUGAGUAAACUGCGCAUGAAGCACGCGCCAAACAUCAGCCGCGACACGAUGCGCGCGCUGCUGCCGCGAGCGCCGCCGCUGCAGCAGCUGCUGGACCAGUACGACGUGCUGGGGGACGACAACAGGGACCCGGUGCAGCACGAGGACGACGAGCACGCGACCACUGACACCAUCAUGUUCAUGGCCAUGGAGCCCAGCCCACAGGUGCAGGUGGAGGCCCGGCCGCAGUGUUGUCUCUUCUCCUUCGAGCAGAAGCUUCAGUCCAGCCGCGUGCUGCGCGCUCAGCUGUGGGUUCACCUGCGCCCGUCCCCGGAGCCCACCACGGUGUUCCUGCAGCUCUCGCGCCUCGCCCCGGGGCACGCGGGGGGCGUACACAUUCGGAUCCGCUCUCUAAAGAUCGACGUGACGGCGGGGGUGAGCUCGUGGCAGAGCAUUGACGUGAAGCAGGUGCUGAACGUGUGGCUACGGCAGCCUGAGACCAACUGGGGCAUCGAGGUGCGAGCCCUGGACUCCAGAGGCCGGGACCUGGCCGUGACGAGCGCCGCGCCCGGGGAAGAGGGGCUGAUGCCCUUCCUCGAGGUGCAGAUGGCGGAGCCUCCAAAGCGCCGGCGCAGAGACGUGGGGCUGGACUGUGACGUCAACUCGUCCGAGUCUCGCUGUUGCCGAUAUCCGCUCACCGUGGACUUCGAGGACUUCGGCUAUGACUGGAUCAUCGCUCCCAAACGCUUCAAAGCCAACUACUGCUCAGGCGAGUGCGAGUACAUGCACCUGCAGAAGUACCCCCACACCCACCUGGUGAACAACGCCAACCCCCGCGGCACCGCCGGCCCCUGCUGCACCCCCACCAAAAUGUCCCCCAUCAACAUGCUCUACUUCAACCACGAGGAGCAGAUCAUCUACGGCAAGAUCCCGUCCAUGGUGGUGGACCGCUGCGGCUGCCUCUGAGACGGGACAGACCAAAGACAGGGCCGCACCUGCCGACAGUG
Periophthalmus magnuspinnatus is the source of this 1172-nucleotide messenger RNA. RefSeq names its product myostatin b (gene mstnb). Gene Ontology annotation, biological process: SMAD protein signal transduction. The record is from RefSeq and is a predicted model, not a curated record. The coding region runs from base 1 to 1131 and encodes 376 amino acids. Lineage: Eukaryota; Metazoa; Chordata; Actinopteri; Gobiiformes; Gobiidae. Gene Ontology annotation, molecular function: growth factor activity; cytokine activity. The transcript has 3 exons. Gene Ontology annotation, cellular component: extracellular region.